AAGCAAAUGAAACUGAUGUACUUCAUUGGUACCUACCAUUAAAUAUCAACUCUCCCAAAUCCUAAACCCUAAACCCUUAACAGAACCAAGCAACAAUGGAGUCUCAACAAUCCCAUAACAAACUUCAUGUUGUUUUUCUUCCAUUUCCAACUCCUGGUCAUAUGAUUCCUAUGAUAGACACAGCAAGACUAUUCGCCAUGCAUGGUGUUAAUGUUACCAUCAUCGCUACACAUGCCAAUGCUUCAACAUUCCAAAAAUCUAUAGACAGUGACUUCAAUUCAGGAUACUCCAUCAAAACUCAUCUUAUACAGUUCCCUUCAGCUCAGGUAGGUCUCCCUGAUGGUGUUGAAAACAUGAAAGAUGGAAUUUCAUUUGAAAUACUAGGUAAAAUCACCCGCGCAAUAAUUAUGCUCCAGAAUCCAAUUGAGAUUUUGUUUCAAGAUCUUCAACCUGAUUGUAUUGUCACUGAUAUGUCGUAUCCGUGGACAGUGGAAGCAGCUGCAAAACUAGGUAUUCCAAGAAUUCAUUAUUACAGCUCAAGCUACUUCUCCAAUUGUGUUGCUCAUUUGAUCAUGAAGUAUAGACCAAAUGAUAAUUUAGUUUCUGAUACACAGAAAUUUACAAUUCCUUGUUUUCCUCAUACAAUUGAGAUGACUCCUCUGCAACUUCCUGAUUGGUUACAUGCAAAGAAUCCUGCCGCUGCCUAUUUUGAACCAAUGUUUGAAUCAGAGAAAAGAAGUUAUGGAACACUAUACAAUAGUUUUCAUGAACUUGAAAGUGAUUAUGAAAAAUUAAGUAACACUACAAUGGGGAUCAAAACUUGGAGUGUAGGACCAGUUUCAGCUUGGACUAACAAGGAUGGUGAAAAAAAGGCCAAAAGGGGACACAUAGAGGAACUUGGAAAAGAGGAAGAAUGGCUAAAUUGGCUUAACUCAAAGCAAAAUGAGUCUGUAUUAUAUGUAAGUUUUGGUAGCCUUGUUAGGUUUCCGCAUGCUCAGCUUGUAGAAAUUGCGCACGGGCUUGAAAACUCAGGUCAAAAUUUUAUCUGGGUUAUAAAAAAAUAUGAUAAAGAUGAAGAUGGAGAAGGUUUCCUGCAAGAAUUUGAGGAAAGGUUGAAAGAAAGCAAAAAGGGCUAUAUCAUAUGGAAUUGGGCAUCACAACUUCUGAUAUUAGAUCACCCUGCAACAGGAGGGAUUGUGACUCACUGUGGUUGGAACUCAAUUCUUGAAAGUGUGAACUCGGGUUUGCCAAUGAUCACGUGGCCGGUGUUUGCUGAGCAAUUUUACAACGAGAAGUUGCUUGUUGAUGUUUUGAAGAUAGGGGUCCCAGUAGGAGCAAAAGAAAACAAUUUAUGGAUUAACAUUAAUGUAGAGAAAGUGGUGAGAAGAGAAGAUAUAGUUAAGGCUGUAAAGAUUUUGAUGGGAAGUGACCAAGAGAGCAAAGAAAUGAGGAUGAGAGCAAAGAAACUUGGUGAUGCUUCCAAGAGGACUAUUGAGGAAGGUGGAGAUUCUUACAACAACUUGAUUCAGUUGAUUGAUGAGCUGAAAUCAUUAAAGAAAUCUAAGGCACUUGGUGUGAAAGCAGAUUAGAUAAGUCAAAUGAAGGAGUGAUGUUUGAUGCUUCAGGAGGUGUAGCAGAUGAAGGCUUUCAAUAAGAUGAAACAACAUCAAAGUAUUUUUCUCUAUUAUAGAGAUCGUAAUAUUGUAGCAGUUGUUAGUUUUUCCGUAUAAUGGUGGUCUUUGACAUCUCUUUUCUCAGGACUUUUCCUUUUUUAGGAUAGAUCCAGUUUUUCUUUUCGUAUAUUUUACCCAUUGUGACUCUGAUGUAUUGUUUCAGGCCUCUCCUCUCCUGUCUUUUAUAUAUAGUGCUUUGAAAAAAAUAAAAAAUUCUCUAUCAAUAUUUCCUGUUAUCUGUAGUCCAAUAAUCAACAUCCAAUCAUUCU
Messenger RNA from Medicago truncatula (barrel medic), 1942 nucleotides. Its product is annotated as soyasapogenol B glucuronide galactosyltransferase. The coding region runs from base 96 to 1589 and encodes 497 amino acids. Gene Ontology annotation, molecular function: UDP-glucosyltransferase activity. The record is from RefSeq and is a predicted model, not a curated record. The transcript has a single exon. Lineage: Eukaryota; Viridiplantae; Streptophyta; Magnoliopsida; Fabales; Fabaceae.